GCUAAGUAGAGUUUCAGAGAAGAUGGAGAAACCAACAUUUCAGCAAAAAUUGAAAUCUUUAGGAUUAUUUCUCUGGAAUGGGGAGACAAAGGAAUUUUUAGGCAGGGGUGGAAGAAGCUGGGUUGAAAUUGGUAUUUUCUACCUGGUAUUUUAUUCCUGCCUGGCUGGAUUUUUUAUUGCUACUAUUGCUGUUUUCUAUGAGACCAUUGAUGCAGACCAGCCCAAAUUACAGGGAGAUAGCAGCUUGUUAAAAGGAAAUCCUGGUUUGGGAUAUCAACCUAUGCCAGAUAUUCAAACUACACUUAUAUAUUCAGAGAACAAUGUUAAUGAUAGUAAAGAAUAUGUUAAAAGCAUCAAUAAAGUUCUAGCUGAGUACAGACAAACAGAUUUAAACAAUGUGGACUGUAGUGGUAUAGACAAACCUAGACUUGAUGAGCAGGUAGCUUGCCGAUUCAACUAUUCUGCUCUCACAGAACAAUGCAAUGAGAAAAAUGGUUAUGGAAUGCUUGAGGGGAAGCCUUGCAUAUUGUUAAAACUAAACAAGAUCUAUGGGUGGGUACCUGCUGUAUGGAAAGAAGAAGAGGUCAAUGCAGUUGCAAGGGUCCCGGGCAAUGUGAAAUCUGCAUACACACCUGAUCGUAUCUGGGUGGAUUGCCAUGGAGAGAAUGCCCCUGACAAUGAUAACUUAGGUGCUGCUGAAGACAUUAGUUAUUUUCCUGAGCAAGGAUUCCCCCUGGCGUUUUACCCUUACAAAAAUCAAAAAGACUACAGAUCACCCCUUGUUUUUGUCAAGUUCAAUACUGUGGUUCAUCAUGUUGGAAUCAUGGUUGAAUGUGUAGCCCUGGCAAAAAACAUCAAUGUUGACCGUACAGAGAAAGAAGGCAGUGUGCAUUUUGAGUUGCUUGUGGAGUCCUAGUUCUGCUCACUUGAUGGUUGUUUUUGUCUCUAGUCUUUUCUUGAAAAUUUAAAGUACCCUUCUUUGACAGCCUUUUGCCCUUAUGUACUGCCAUUCAUUUUAAAAAAUGGUUUCUUGCAGUUGUUGUCAUUUGCACAUCAGUUUAGUUUUUUUUUUAAAGUAGUAAAUGAAUGAAAUCCUGUGCUAUCUACUUGAAAAAAAUUUGAAGUCUCUUGUUUCUGUUAUUUAGUGUCAGUUUCUUGUUUAAUGAGUAAAUAU
Messenger RNA from Physella acuta, 1174 nucleotides. RefSeq names its product sodium/potassium-transporting ATPase subunit beta-like. Gene Ontology annotation, biological process: intracellular sodium ion homeostasis; sodium ion export across plasma membrane; potassium ion import across plasma membrane. The record is from RefSeq and is a predicted model, not a curated record. Gene Ontology annotation, cellular component: sodium:potassium-exchanging ATPase complex. Lineage: Eukaryota; Metazoa; Mollusca; Gastropoda; Physidae. Gene Ontology annotation, molecular function: ATPase activator activity.